CUACGAAUUUAACACCCUUCAACAAACAAUGGACUUAUGUUAAAUCCAUCAAACUUAGAAUUUGGGUACCAAAUCCAUGAUCCAACAAGCAAACCGACCCCUAAAAACGCAAAAUUUACCAAAGCGGGGAAAAUGUUAGGGAUUACAGAUUCUUCGAAUUUCAUGGUUUGAUAGCGGGAGGGGGAGACUUCUGUCACUGAAAGUGAAUAAACCACAAAGCUGCUUGUGUUCACUUUCACGGCCGCUGCUUCCCGAAAUUGCGUAAGGUAGAAUGUCGAAUCGCAUUCGCUCUCCCUCUCUCUUUUACUGCUGCUGUGGAUUCCAUUAUUGUGAUUGUACUAUGAUUUCAUGAAGGGAAGCCAUGUCAGAACCAAUGAUGUAAUCCUUUCCCCCACGUUAACGAAACUGCAGCUCUUUUUUCUUCUUCAUCCCCGCUGUCUGCUUUGCUUGUUUCGGCUUAUCUGGGUUUGUCUUCCAUGCGGUGCUUAAUUAGGUUGCCUUCUAAUAUUAUCCUUAUCUCAUAUGGUACUGUCGUCCUUUUGGGCGUUGGGUUUCUGUGGAUUGCCCCUUACCUGUCAUGAUAUUGCCUUUUCGUAUUAUAGAUUAGUAUCUCAGGGGAGGCUUCUGAAUAUUGCUGCUGAAACCAUUGCUGUCGAAUGGAUGUUGGGAAACCAAUGAGGAAUUGUACUUUUGCUGGUCAUCAUCACAUUGCUUAUGACAUUCAUCUUCUUUUUGCUUUCAGGAUUUACCCUGCAACACCUGCUCAUGAUCUCGUUCGAUGGUUUUUGGUCAAGUUCCAGAUUCAGCUGCUUGACAUUUCAAUCUGCAUUUGCUCCACCUCUUCCGUUUUCAUCCCCAUCCCUCCAGGUCUGCUACUGCUUGGACGAUUCUCUGUCUGCUUAAAAUUUGAAUUCUUCUCGGUUUUCCAGCUAACUUCUGGUUUGUGCUUUAACUCUCAAGCUCUUUCUGAGUCCUAUCUUUUGAUAUUGCACGGAUACAUGAAAUCUCGGCUGGAAUGUUUAGAUGUUGACAUAAGAAUUUCAGCCAGAGAAAGAUAAGGAUCAUUUAGCAUCGAGUGUAGAUUUUCUAAUGAUCUCCAUGCCGUAAAAGAGAAAGGGUAGUUAUAACCUCAGUUUUUAUGCUAUUCUUGUUAUUUUAAGAAUAUAAACUUGAUACCUGCUUUCAACAUGAAAUCUCAUAACAAAGAACUAUCUAAGUACACUCUUAAAAAUGUCCUUACAUUACAAGCAAUAUCACGCUAUCCUGCAAAUUAUAGGAUUUCGACCUCAUGAUUUGAUAUGAUCCUUUGUAAGUUUGAAGGCCCUCUUUUUCGUUCAUUAAACACUGCAUGUCUGGAUCUUAGUAAACCAAGCACAAUCUUGUCAAGCGACUUUCUGAAUGCAAAUUUGCUUCUCCUUCUGAAGCUGCAUUUGCCGUUCCAACGUUCCAGAUUCUCUCUUUUCUUACACUUGUGUUGACCUUACUCUAGAGACUAGUUUAGUUUGUAUUACAUUACACCAUCAUAUAAGCUUGUUUUGUAGUGCACUACACCAUCAUAUAAGUUUGCAAUUUAUUGGAAGGAGCUGCAGUUCAAGUUCAUUUUUCAGGUUGGACAGUGUUGGAUAUGUUGGACAGACGUAAUUAUAACUUUCUAUUUUGGUUGGUAACGUAGUGUACCUCUAUAUCUAUUGUGGCAAUCUCAUCUUCAGUUGCACUAGUAGCGAACACUUCACUCAACCUAACAAGUUAUGACUCAGUUGCCAGUUCUUUUCUUUCACCAAUAGUACAGUGAGAAUUCAUACAAGACUGUUGGGGCACUCCUAACGUGAGGAUAUGUUCUCUGUAUUAUUAACUGAGAUUUGUUAGGAAAUAUGAAUACGAAAAUUAAUAUAAUUGUGUAUAUUAUAGGAAAAUGUGUGAGAAGGACAUGGAAAGCUCGUGUGAGAUGAUGAAUGCACACAGCCAAAAACCGGUUUCCUUUAAUUCUUUAUUUCAUCAGCUGCUCAAUCUAGAAAGGCCAUGUCCAGAAGACACAUGCGAUCUUUGUGACUGUGCACGAAUUAGGGAGCAACAUCUAAAGCUGGUAGAAGAAAAGAAUCAGUUGCAAGAGAGAGCGAGGCAACUCGAGGAAUUAAAAGCUUCAAUGCUACAAAUGCCACCGGAAGUAACUGUUAACGCAGUGGUUGAAGAAUGCAUGCAGUUCCUGCUAUCAAAAGGGUUUGACCCAAAGUAUGAACAGGCUAUGCGAGCAGUAAUAGCAAAAGGAACUAACCCAGCAAAGUUUCUAUUUUUCUUCCAAAAAAUGGCAGCAGCAGGCGAAGUCGACCCAAUAUUCGAACCAUUCAUGAUAAAACCGCCAGAUAUAGGAGCUAACCCGGGCAGCUUUUAAGUGUUUCGAAUUCUACUUUUCCAUAUCUUUUAUAUUCUGCUCUUUCCUAGUAACCAAUGUAUUGAACUUGAAUUUCCAAUUACAUAUUUGUUUAUGGUCAGGGUUUGAGAUCUACCUUGGAUCUAUGGAUGGUAUGUCGGAUGAGCGUUCAACUCAACAACGAGGUUCUUGUUGACUACUUAAUUCCUGUAAUGUAGGAUGAGGAUUUGAUCCUUGGAAUGUUGGUAAUGUGCAGUACCGUAAUAUCUAUACAAUUGAAUUUCCAAGUAGCGAACCUUUUAUGAUAAUGCACACUGAAUUUGGCACUUGGUUUCCCCCACUAUGUAUGGAUGGAUUAUUGACACGCCAAAACACAACACCAAACUGCGACCAAGUGUAAUCGCAGUCUGAGAUUGCAGUAAAGUGGCAAGUUCUAUUAUCAACCCGAGGUCUAGAUCUAUUGCUUACUCCGUGAUUAUCUAUUAUCUAGCCAACUAAGUUAAGUGAUUGUUGUUUAAAGCAAAAGCAGAAAGAAAGCAGGAAUUGGUACGGUUUUCUCAAGCAAAGAAGAGUCACUCGGGAAUGAGUCCCCCUAGCUCCCUAGUUAGGUUUCAAUUGUAUUUUCUCUGGGUUGAUUUACUGUUGAUUAGACUGCGAAAGAUCCGACAGUAGCUUGGAAUCUCUUAAGCUAACCAAGCCCUCUUAGUCUAACUACCCGGCAAACGACUAGUCUUCACCGGGAUAGAAAGCUGAAGCAAUAAGCACAUAACUCCACUACUGGAAUUGGAUUCCAGUACAAAGCAGUAAACUGGCUAACUCUCGUAUAGCCAAUCUCCUACUAUCGAAUGAUGAGGCUCUAACAACCUAAUCAGAUUCUAUCUAUCUCAGUUUGCAGCAGAAAUCAGGAAAAGCUGAUCAGACUUCAAUUGACUCAAUAAGCAUGCAUCAUCCGAUUAAAACCAAACAGUAUAAUCAUCCCAAGUCAUUACAUUCAAAUCCCUAACACAUGGAACUAGGGUUCUUCAUACCCAAGUGAGAGAAGGUUUCUACUCCAUAGAGCGAGAGAGAGGGGGAAACAGAAUACAAAGCAGUCAUACUCAUAACAAUGGGAAGAAUCUGCUCUGGGAUGAUGAUUUCCACUCCUAUGACGAUCUCCAAGCUCGAUUUGAUGAAACCCAGCUCCAAGAUGGCUUCUAGGAUGUGUUCUUCGUACUUUCUCUCUCUAGGGCUCUGUUUUUGCUCUGAAAAUUCGAUUCCCUCACUUGCAGCCCGACAUUGGGUAAAAACCAGAAAUUCCCGACUCACACGGGCAGGCCACACGGCCAUGUGGCAUACCCAGUUGCCCGUGUGAGGUCAAAACGCCGUGUUCCGAGUAAUUGGGUUUCAGGCUUCCCACACGGCCAGGGGCACACGGCCGUGUAACUCACCCAGCCUGGCCGUGUGAAGCCUCGCAGAAUUCCACACGGCCAAAUUGCAACUUCACACGGCCGUGUGGAUUUUAUUUGUGCCCGUGUGAAGGCUCGCACAAUCCCACACGGCCUCCUUGGUCACUUGUACGGCCGUGUGAGUUGUGUGUGUGCCCGUGUGGCUUCCUUUGUGACUUGCCUCGCGCCCGAUCUUCGUCCAAUCGACCCCGAACUCGCUCCUAAACCUUCAUUCACUUGUUAGGACCUGAAAUAUCACAAACAAACACAACCUAGCGUGAAAUCGGCCUAAAACACGAGAAUUACCAUCUCAAACGGCUCCAGCGACGGAAGUUGACCCCAACGAAGCGGAAGGGUCGAUUGAUAUCGACAGCACCAGAUCCGGCCAUGUUGUUCUGUUCAGUCGACAUAGCAGCAGUCGAACGUCUUAAAAUUGUUAGGAACGGAACAACAAAAUGGGGAAUAAGUC
This is a messenger RNA of Linum trigynum, 4261 nucleotides long. The record is from the annotation of a GenBank genome assembly. Lineage: Eukaryota; Viridiplantae; Streptophyta; Magnoliopsida; Malpighiales; Linaceae.